CUCGACUUUGAUUUCGGUAACUAAUUGACUUGAUGUACGUAACUGUUUAGUUACGAAAGAUGGGUCUUCAGUCAUGUGCUGACAGCUGCUGACAUUAAUCUGUCCUUAAUAAAUGGACACACAGUUAAAGGUCAAUUAAAGAAAAUUUGAACAUGCAGUUGGAGGCUCAGCUGCGGCUAUACCACAGCUGUAUUACAUUUCGCAAAAGUGCACUACAACUAUUGUACCGUAGCUACACACAAAGAAAAGCUGUGAACUACUAUGACCUGCUGGGAGUCAAAUCAGAUGCUUCUUUGGACGAAAUAAAGAAUGCAUUUUUUGAUAAAUCUAAGAAGCUGCACCCGGACAGCAACCCAUCAAACCCCACGCUGCACAGCCAGUUUGUGGAGCUGAACGAGGCCUACAGGACCCUAAGCAAAGACCUGAGCAGGAAGGAGUAUGACAUCAAACUCCAGCACCCGUACAGUGGACGCCAGGUGUUCAGAUCUGCGUCCAGUCACAGCACCUACAGAAGUUCUGAGGACAACGUUCACUACUGGGAGCAGUUCCAUCACUCCCAGAGUCCCGAGAUGACACCGGAGGAGAAGAAGCAUCGUCGAAGGAGGAAUUUUCGGCUGGUGGCUUAUUGUGUCACUACUAUGAUGCUCAGUAUCGCAGCGCACAUGGUCUUCUUUAAGAAACUGGAAGAGGUUCACAGUAACUUCAUGGAUGAGAAAGAUAGAGUCAUCACAGAAAUCUACAAUGAUGCCAAAGAGAGAGCCAGGGUCAACGGUUUUAGGAAACAGACUGAAAUCCUGCGGCAGAAACACGCAGAGUUUCAGGAAAAAUACAAAAUACGAAAUGGUGGCCACGACAAGUAGAGACGAUCGUCCAGCUGCGCCCCGUGAUGGUGGAGUCUCCAGCAGAGGGAGGACGUGGUGCUAGUUUUAGAACUGUUAAAGCAGAAAUCUGAGUUUUUUUUCUGAAAAGGCACCACCUAGAGGCGGAGAAUGUAUUGCACCCUUGAGCCCCUCUCUCUGCUUCGGUGAUACCACUGCAAGCAACACCCGUCUCUCAUGAACGUACACUUCUUUCUAUUUUUUAUAUUUUCCCUUGACAAACAUGCACUUCUACGAUUAUAACUUUCACGUUAUGCUGUUAAUUAAUUUAUAUAUACAUUAUAUAUAUAUAUAUAUAUACACCUUCAGUUGGUGUAAGAUAUAUAUAUAUAUAUAUAUAUAUAUAUAUAUAUCUUACACCAACUGAAGGUGUAUAUGUAUAUGUAUGUGUAUAUAUAUAUAUAUAUAUAUAUAUAUAUAUAUAUAUAUAUGACACUCAUGCACACCUUCAGUUGGUGUAAGAGUCCAUCUUUUUGCCUUUGAAAAGCAGGUCAAAAGUAAAUUCUUUGCCAGUCUUCGAGUUGCUUUGUGGCAAGUUUAGUCUGUGGGCUUUUCUUUACUUUUGUCUGUGAGUAGAAGCAGACAGUCGUGGGUUUUUUUUGUGGUUGUGAAGGUGAUUGUAGCUGCACCAUGAAUCCACAUUUUUUUGGUAAACAUCUCUCAAACAUUGCUCAGUCUCAGUGCUCCUGCAAACACAUGCGUACGCUUUGUGAUUGACGUCUGUACGUAACUCUGUUGGCUAAUUCUGAGCGGCAGCCAGGUAAAAUUGCAUGUGGCUCUACAGGACGGGGGUGGAGUUAGCAAAAAGAAAAUGUAUGCAUUACUUACAUCAUAACACAAUGCAAGGCAAGACUGUCACUGUUACGGAUUUCUAAAAAUCUCAUGCAUAAUUCCUGAAAGGGGGAAAACUCCUGAUUUCUGACUUUCUGUGCCAUCUUUGUCCUCAGGUAUCCGCCUGACACAGCAGGUUAUGGCUGGGAUGUGUGAGUGUUUGGUCUGAUCACACAGGUGCUGCUACUGGAACUCACAGAGCUGCUCUGUUACAGUCGACGCAUUAACCGACGUGUUCCAGCUGAAGCCUGUGUUAGCUCAAUAUUUAGUAUGUAGUUUACUGUUUUCAGCCUGAAUUCUCUAUGAGGUUUAUGAUGGUUUUUUGUAAACACCAGCAGGUUUCUAAUGAAAAUGAUUAAUCGGUGUUCCAGAGGAUUCUCCAUUAUUGUUCCCCAGAGGUGUGGACUCGAGUCACAUAACUUGGACUUGAGUCAGACUCGAGUCAUUAUUUUAAUGACUUCUGACUUGACUUGAUAAUCUAUAAAGACUUACGACUUGACUCGAACUUGAACACCAAUGACUUGCGACUUGAAUCGACUUGCAUCAGUUUUCUUGAUGAUGAUUUGACCAUAUUUGAUAUUUUAGCACAAAAGUGGCAUGACAUGGACAAAAAUGAAUCAUUCUUACUUCUGGGUUGGAUCUUGUACUGCUAAAUGCAGCAGCACUUUGUUUAUAAUCAGUUUCAGUUGCACUUCCUGCUUGUUUGAGCAAAUAAAUGAAGCUUUAAGAAGUUUUACUUCUGGAAUUUAUUUAUUAUCAUUGUCAUUAAAUUGAAGUUGGACAGAUGACUUGAUUAUGACUUGAAAAUUCAAAGUUAAGAACUUUGACUUGACUUGGACUUCCACAUCAUUGACUUUGGACUCGACUUGGACUUGACUGUCUUUGGCUUGGACUUAAAUCGAGACUUGACUGGAAAGACUUGUGACUUGCAAAGCAGUGACUUGGUCACACCUCUGUUGUUCCCAGAUGAGCUUCAGGCUGUUGAGUUAAAAGCAUGUUUCACGGUUCCAGGUGAAGUUUUAUUUUCAGUUUUAUUUAGGGCCUUCUGCGUUUAUUUGCUGCUUUUCCUUUUGUCCCAUAACUUGUGGUUGUUUUAAACAGAAAUCAUUAAAGACCAUCAUUAUGAGUCCUUUAAAGUGCCAAUUAAAAUUUGAUUUAUAAUCACUUAAUAAAAAAAUUCUGAGACUGUAAAAGCAGACACAUUUAUUAUUUAUGACUAUCUGGGUAUCUAAAGUCAACAUUACCCGAUUUUGCCUCUUUGUUUUCUAGGAUUUGGGAUUGUUGUUGUUGUUUAUCUGUUUCUGAAUGCCUUACAUAGUCCCCAAAGGGAACACCAGAGAGAAAUAAUUAAAAGCUCAACAUUUCCCUCAAUCAUUUACUUCCCGUUUGUGAAAUGCUUGUGUCUGAAAGUUGAUUCUCUUGUGCAGAUCCACGUUUGAAAUCCUUCGUGGUGAAAUUUAUUUCCUCUGCUCGUCAGAGAUAACAGGAGGCUUAGAUAAGUGUAAACAGCAGCUCUGUCAUGAGCAAAAGCUUAGGAGAGUCAGUGCUGCUGUUAUUAAGAUUUAUUUGGUCUCCCUCAGAAAUGCAGACCAUUUCCUAUCAUUUAUGUCUGGAAUUUGUGAAUAAAUGAUCUUUUAAACCGAA
This is a messenger RNA of Nothobranchius furzeri (turquoise killifish), 3353 nucleotides long. RefSeq names its product DnaJ (Hsp40) homolog, subfamily C, member 4 (gene dnajc4). The record is from RefSeq and is a predicted model, not a curated record. Lineage: Eukaryota; Metazoa; Chordata; Actinopteri; Cyprinodontiformes; Nothobranchiidae.